UUGAUCAGCCUAGUCGUGAGCGGACAAGCGGUGGGUUGUAUGUAACGUAGAGUUGCCCUUAAGUGAGCGGAAGUGAAAAAAUUAAUUAACUUUUCGAGCUACGAGUUUUUAAUAAGGAUUACUCAAGGAUACACGAAUAUGAUUGUGCGCCACAACAACAACAACAACAACAGCACAAUACUCUCUAAACUUCUGCUACUCAGCUAUGCCUCCUUACUGCUAAUGCUGAGCGCGCAUUGGGCCACUGCGCUGCCCAUCAUGCGCGACUCACCAAUACAAACCAUUAUUGUGCCCUAUCAACGCAACACCGUUACCGGUCAUCCCUAUCAAUUCCCCCGAAUGUUAAGCAGCGAGAAGCGGCAAGUGUUGGUGCCUGCGGUGCUGGAAGUGGUGCCGCGUUUCAAUCUCAAUCAAGGUGACAUGGCCAUGGGCAGUCAGAAAGGUGCGCCUUUGAAUUUCGCCGACGGCGCCUAUCCGGUCUACUAUAUGCCGAGCAAUGUGAAUGGCAAAUUCAAUGGCAAAAUUUCACUGCUGGAGGGUGUGGUGAAACAGGAGUAGUUGGGAAUGGAGGUGAAAGUAAUUUUCUAAUUUAUUUACUUUGUAAUUUACACUAAUUUAAAUAGUUUAAUUUAUGCAAAAAAAAAAUGUUUUUAAUUCCACCUAACAAAUUCACUGUGAUACUGAUAGUGCACAAUAGUUCAUAUAAAUAUUUAUAUAAAAUGUAAAAAAAAAAUAUUUGUAGUCAUUUUUACACCUUUAAAGAGAAUUAUAAUAGAUAUAUAAAGGUGUGUCUCUGCUACGCUUUAAAAAAUAAACUCACUUUGCAGUAUGUGUAUUUAU
Messenger RNA from Ceratitis capitata (Mediterranean fruit fly), 840 nucleotides. RefSeq lists its product as uncharacterized. The transcript has 2 exons. The record is from RefSeq and is a predicted model, not a curated record. Lineage: Eukaryota; Metazoa; Arthropoda; Insecta; Diptera; Tephritidae. The coding region runs from base 139 to 558 and encodes 139 amino acids.